Messenger RNA from Plasmodium malariae, 3483 nucleotides. RefSeq names its product ubiquitin-activating enzyme E1, putative (gene UBA1). The transcript is spliced from 3 exons. Bases 1 to 3483 code for a protein of 1160 amino acids. Lineage: Eukaryota; Apicomplexa; Aconoidasida; Haemosporida; Plasmodiidae. Gene Ontology annotation, biological process: protein sumoylation. Gene Ontology annotation, cellular component: cytoplasm; SUMO activating enzyme complex. The record is from RefSeq and is a predicted model, not a curated record. Gene Ontology annotation, molecular function: SUMO activating enzyme activity.
AUGCAAAACAGAAAUCCUCCUUUGAAGAAGCAACGAACUUUCGAAGCUGUUAACCUAAACGAGAUGGACAGUAAAAGAGAAAAUUGUGAAAACCAAAAUAUGGUGGAUGAUAUGGAAAAUAAUAAGAUAGAUGCAGAUUUAUACUCAAGGCAAUUAGGAACCUACGGAUUUGAAUUAAUGAACAAGUUAAUAAAACUAAAUAUUUUAAUAAUAAACGUGAAGAGUGUAGGUUUAGAAUGUGCAAAAAACUUGAUAUUAUCUGGACCUAAGAGUGUAUGUAUUUAUGAUAAUGAUAUAUGUCAUAUAAGUGAUGUGGGUGUGAAUUUUUAUAUUGAUGAAAAAGAUGUAGAGAAAAAAAUCUGUCGAAGUGAUGCAGUGUUGAAACAUUUACAAGAACUAAAUAAUUAUGUACAUACAUAUAAUUACAAAGGACCGAUAGAAAAAGAUAUAAUAAAAAAUUUCGAUAUUGUUGUUUGUUGUGAUAUAAAUAAUGAAAAUAUUCUAAAGUAUAACAAUAUGAUUAGAAGUAUAGAAAAUAAAAAGAAAAUAGCUUUUUUAUGUUGUAAUAUUUAUGGCUUAUGUGGAUAUAUUUUUGUUGAUUUUAAUAAAAAUUUCAUAUGUUAUGACAGAAAUGGGGAAAAUGAAAAAAGCUGUAAUAUAAGCAAAAUAAGUAAUGAAAUUGAAGCUAAAAUUUCUUUUGAUUUUGAAAAAAGUAAUCCUUUUGAAAAUGGCGAUUAUGUAAAAUUUACAAACGUAGAAGGAAUGACUGAAAUAAAUAAUAAAAUUUAUAAAGUGAAAAACGUUAAAAAGUAUACCUUUACCAUUGGUGAUACAACAAAAUUUAGCACAUACAUUAAAGGCGGGGUGUGCACACAGGUUAAAAGUCAGGUGAAGUUAAAUUUUCAGCCGUAUGAGUAUAUAAGUAAAAACCCGAUAUUUUUGGACACCUGUAAAAAGGGGAAUACCAACUGUUUAAAAGAAAUGAACGAUGAGCAGCACGUGAUGAAUAGUGGUUCUAGCACGAAUGGUACUAAUCAUGAGGGGUAUGAUGCGUCCGCGAUAUAUGAGGAGAUGGGGUUACCGACUAGCUUCAUUAUAUCCGAUUAUGCAAAACACGAUAUGAGUAACCAUCUGCAUUAUGCCAUUCAAGCGUUGAAGUGGUAUGAAUCUAAUAAUAACAAUAUGCUUCCAGAAAAUUACGAGGAAGAAGCUUUUGAAAAAAUCUACAAACAAGCAGUCAAACUAAAUGAACAAGAUAAAGAAGCGAAAAAAAUAUUUUGUGUUGAUAAAAUAAGAAAAGAUAUUGUUUUUAAAGUAGCCAGGUACUCGAAAUCUCAUCUGGCUCCUAUUGCUUCCUUUUUUGGGGGACUGCUAGCACAAGAAGUAAUAAAAUUUACUGGUAAAUAUAUGCCAAUAUAUCAGAUUCUGUAUUUGGAUUUUUUCGAAUGCAUUUCCCAUCCAAUGGAAGGGGAAACGAUGGAAGCAGAAACUUUGGGUGUAGGCACCGCAUCUGCAGGGGAAGAACCGAAACCGGACGUAAACGAAAUAAGAAGAGAAAACUGCAAGAACGAUAACGUAAUAAGCGUGUUUGGGAAAUCAUUCCAAAAUAAACUAAACGAACUGCAUGUGUUUUUAGUAGGCUCAGGGGCGCUAGGAUGUGAGUAUGCAAAGUUGUUUUCACUACUUGACAUGUGUUCUCGUACAAAAGAUGGAAAGCUAACAAUUACGGAUAACGACAACAUUGAAGUGUCCAAUUUGAAUAGACAAUUUUUAUUUAGAAGAGAAAAUGUGGGUAAAUCUAAAUCGUUAGUUGCAUCAGAAAUUAUAAAGAAUAAGAAUAAAAACAUGAAUGUACAUCCACUUGAAACCAAAGUAGCACCAGAAAAUGAACAUAUAUUUAAUGAGAAAUUUUGGACUAAACAAAAUAUAAUAGUGAAUGCACUAGAUAACAUUCAAGCAAGACAGUAUGUGGAUAACAAAUGUGUAUGGUAUUCUAAACCUUUGUUUGAAUCUGGUACACUGGGUACAAAAGGAAAUGUUCAGGUUAUAAUUCCCUUCCUUACUCAAUCAUAUAAUGAUAGUUAUGAUCCACCAGAGGAUUCGAUUCCCUUAUGUACAUUGAAACAUUUCCCAUAUGACAUUGUUCAUACAAUUGAAUAUGCAAGAGAUAUAUUCCAGGGGUUAUUCUACAAUGUACCUCUAAGUAUACAACAAUUUUUGAAUGAUAAAAAGAAAUAUAUUAAAAAGAUACAAGAGGAGGGGAAUAAUGCUUCACUACUAGAAACAUUACAAAGUAUGAUCAGUACAAUGAAGGAUAUUUCACGACAGUGUAAUUUUGACUUGUGCAUUAAAAAGACUGUCGACCUUUUUCAUAUAAAUUUUAUUAAUCAGAUAAGUCAACUAUUACAUUCUUUUCCACUUGACUAUAAAUUAUCAAGUGGGGAAUACUUCUGGGUUGGACAGAAGAAACCCCCACAAUGUAUACCUUUCGAUGUAAAUAACGAUUUGGUUAAAGAGUUUUUGCUUAGCACAUCAAACUUGUAUGCACAAGUGUAUAAUAUAUCUCCUUGUUAUGAUAUAAAUUAUAUCAGUCACGUGGCAAGCAAAAUUCAAGUAGAACCAUUUCAACCAAAAAGAGUAAAGGUAAACAUUGAUGAAAAAAAUAUGAACAAUAUAUCCUUUACAGUUUUACAAGAUGAAAAACUUAUUGAAGAUUUUUGUAAUGAGCUCAUGAAUAUAAAUACUACUAAUAUUAAAGCUACACCUAUCGAAUUUGAUAAAGAUGAAGAAACAAGUUUACAUGUAAAUUUUAUAUAUGCAUUUGCUAAUUUAAGAGCAAUAAAUUACAAAAUUGAUACUUGUGAUAAAUUAAAGGCAAAAAUUGUAGCAGGAAAAAUUAUUCCUGCAUUAGCAACAACUACAUCAAUUAUAACAGGUUUAGUUGUAAUAGAAUUAUUAAAAUAUGUAAAUUAUUAUGAUGCUAUUCAGACAUAUCUUACCCUAUCAGAUGAACAGAAGAAGAAACAAAAAAUUGAUAUUAUAUCCUUAUUCAAAAAUGCCUUUAUAAAUUCUGCAUUGCCUCUUUUCCUAUUCUCGGAGCCUAUGCCUCCCCUCAAAAUGACAGAUAAAGACUAUGACGAGCUUAUGAAGGGUCCUAUCAGGGCAAUACCGAAUGGAUUUACUUCCUGGGAUAAAAUACACAUUUCGAUGAAGAACGGAACCAUCAAAAACCUUAUAGAUUACAUAAACGAAAAGUACUCUAUAGAAGUGAACCUAAUCUCCGUCGGAAAUGCUUGCCUCUAUAACUGCUAUCUACCUGCGCACAACAAGGAAAGGCUAAACAAACCCAUUCACGAAAUUUACAUGCAAAUAACAAAACAGGAACUGUUGGAUGACAAAGAUUACAUUAUUGUCGAGGCAAGCUGCAGUGACCAAGAUCUCGUGGAUGUGUUGAUUCCUUCCAUCAAAUUUAUAUACAAGUGA